Molecule: messenger RNA, 1557 nt
Organism: Neurospora tetraspora
Lineage: Eukaryota; Fungi; Ascomycota; Sordariomycetes; Sordariales; Sordariaceae
Exons: 4
Coding region: 1-1557 (518 amino acids)
Biological process (GO): telomere maintenance; reciprocal meiotic recombination; double-strand break repair via homologous recombination
Cellular component (GO): centrosome; replication fork; Rad51B-Rad51C-Rad51D-XRCC2 complex
Molecular function (GO): four-way junction DNA binding; ATP-dependent activity, acting on DNA; single-stranded DNA binding
Source: RefSeq, a predicted model, not a curated record
AUGACCUCUAUCCCCAACCAGAACCGCAAAACAUCCCACCCAUCGCACCUUCCCAUGCUACCUCUACAACCAACCCCCGCCUCCCUCCUCCUCUCCCAAGACCCCCGACUCACACAGCGGCUCCAAAAUCGCAAUGGAUUCUUCUCCACCGGCUGUCGCGAGCUCGACUCCCACGUUCUUCUCGACGGAGGACUCAAUGGAGGAGGUUUAGGAGGAGGAUUCGAAGGGAGUUGUGUGGUCGGUCUGAGCUGCGAAGAAGAGACGAUCGGGUUGGCGAUUGGGUUGCAGGUUAUUGCGAGGAUGUUGUUAUUGUCCUCUGAUGAGAGCAAAGCAAAGGCGAAGUCGAAGGCAAUGAUCAUCACGACACUUUCCACGACUUCGCUGCUGCCUAGGUUGAGAUUGGCGGUGGUUAGUGAGGCGAGGGCAGCGCUGCUUCAAGGGAAUGGGAAUGAGAAUGGGAAUGGGAACGGGAACGGGCAGCAGAAGCAGGCUUGUUUGGAAAGGGUGUUGGUGGCGAGGGUUUUUGAUGCGGAGGGGUUGAGGGAAGUUUUGAGGGAGUUGGAGGGUGAUGAAGCUGGUUCGGAAGAGAAGGAGGAGAAGCACCCCCAGCAGCAGCGGCGGCGGCGGCAGGGAGACGACAUGCAAGAAGAAGAGAAUGAACAAAGCCAUGAAGGCGAGAACAGCAGCAGCAAAGAGAGCAGCAGCAAAAACGACCUAAUCCUAAUAACCAACACCUCCCACCUGCUCAACACCCUCUUCACCCGCAACAAGACCGGCGCCGCCGACAGGUCUACAGCUCACAACUCGGCGGUUCAGCUAUCUGAUCAAAUCCGCGCUCUUAGCAGGAGAGGGCCGUUGGUGAUGAUGCUGAACUCGACUACCUCACCGGCUUCCACUUCCUCCUCUAACAACUCCACCUCCUCGAUCUACGAUGAUGACAGAGGAGGACCAAAACAACCAGAUCUCAGCAUCAUGCGCUCAAUCUUCAAUCCUCCACCAAUUCCGGCACCUAUGGAGGCUGCGCCGCCGGGGUAUAUGGCUGGUUUAGUCGGUAGUGGUACUGCUACCGGGCCCGCCGUGGCAAGUUACAGAGGUGGAGGAGGAUAUGGAGGACGUGGAGGAUACGGCAGCAGCCACUUUGAUCACCAAGUAGCGCAAACCCAAUCAGCAGCAGCAGCAGCAGCAGUAGCAGCCGCCGCGGCAUCAAGAAGAAACAAACCCUCCUACGGCAUGGUCUUCUCCCAGAUGCUGGAUUUACAUUUAUUGUGCACCAAAGUGGCUAGGGGGAGGAUCCGUCACGGCGGUGGCUACGGAGGAGGCUACGGAGGGUAUGGGGGGUAUGGAGGGUAUAUAUGGGCGGUGGAAGUGCUGUUGGAUGAGCUUGGGGUUUAUGCGGGGUUGGAGGGGGUUUUGGGUAAAGCAGGAAAAGGGGAAGGGGAGGGGGGGCAACAUGAGGAAGAGAAGGGAAGAAGGGAAAGGAGAGGGCUGAUAAGGAGGAAUAGGGAGCAGAGAUGGGGUGCUGUGGGGAGUGGGAGGGUUUUUGAUGCGUUUAGAUAG